UAUUUGUUAAUAAGGAAAAACUGGACCAAUUAACCAAAACCACAUAUCAAACAAACAUUGGGAAUAAUUGUAGUGUUUGUGAUCAUUUCUCUCAAAGAAGUACUCCACAUCCACCAUGGCCACAACAACAACAGAUACAGCUUCUUCAACGAUGGCUGCUGUUUCAAAGAAGGUACUGAUAACAGGUGUAAGUAAAGGAAUAGGGAGAGCUUUAGCUUUGGAAUUGGCUACUUAUGGUCAUACUGUUAUUGGCUGCUCUCGCGAUCAAACUAAACUUGAUUCUCUUCAAUUACAACUCUCGAAGGUUUCUCCUAUUGUCAACCAUUUGCUCCUCAGCGUUGAUGUGAAAUGUAAUAGAAGCGUUGAAGAGUUUGCAAGAACUGUCGUGGAAAAUGAACUCGUUCCCGAUAUCAUUGUGAAUAAUGCAGGUGUGGUAAAUAAAGUAGGUAACAUGUGGGAGAUUGAUGUACAAGAUUUUGACACUGUGAUUGAUAUCAACAUUAAAGGGACAUCUAAUAUUCUUCGUCACUUCAUUCCUCUUAUGAUUCCUCAUAACCAAGGAAUUAUCGUCAAUAUUUCUUCACUUUGUGGAAGAGAUAAUAAUCAAUAUAAAUCGGUUGCACCAUAUUGUGCAUCAAAGUGGGGAAUUGAAGGAUUAAGCAAAUGCAUAGCACAAGAAUUACCAAAGGGAAUGGCAAUUGUAGCCCUAGAUCCCGGUGUCAUAUACACAGAUAUGUUGGAAUCAUGCUGGGGUGAUUUGGCUUCACGGUGUCAAACCCCAGAAUAUUGGGCUACUAAAGCAGCACCAAUAAUUUUAAAUCUUACAACGAAGGACAAUGGAGCAUCUCUCACUAUUAAUUAAGGUUUCAAAAACUUCGAUAUAUCAUAUAUUUAUUAGAACUUACUUUAACUAAGAGAUCAUUAAAUAUUAUGUAUCUUAACCUUUGUUUGAGUUAUAAUAAAUACAUAUCCUUUAAUUUCAACA
Cucumis sativus (cucumber) is the source of this 985-nucleotide messenger RNA. Its product is annotated as NADPH-dependent pterin aldehyde reductase. Gene Ontology annotation, molecular function: oxidoreductase activity, acting on the CH-OH group of donors, NAD or NADP as acceptor. Gene Ontology annotation, biological process: folic acid-containing compound metabolic process. The coding region runs from base 116 to 862 and encodes 248 amino acids. Gene Ontology annotation, cellular component: cytosol. The transcript has 5 exons. The record is from RefSeq and is a predicted model, not a curated record. NCBI's taxonomy places the organism in Eukaryota, Viridiplantae, Streptophyta, Magnoliopsida, Cucurbitales, Cucurbitaceae.